Molecule: messenger RNA, 1805 nt
Organism: Pseudopodoces humilis (Tibetan ground-tit)
Lineage: Eukaryota; Metazoa; Chordata; Aves; Passeriformes; Paridae
Source: RefSeq, a predicted model, not a curated record
AAAGGCGGCCCCAGAACCCCGAAUUCGACCCCAGAACUUCAACACCGGACCGAGAACGUGCUCGUAACCUGUCCCAUAACCACAUGCCGCUGGCCCGCAGUGUGUCCGUGAGCUCCCUGCCGGGGCUGGAGGACUGGGGGGGUCCCGGCGCCCCCGACAACGUCGUGCUCUUCGAGGUGGCCUGGGAAGUGGCCAACAAAGGUGCAUUUUGGGCGCUGGCUGAUCGAGGGCAUGACAAAAGAGACCCCAAAGUGACAAAAGGGGAUCCCAAAGUGACAAAAGGGGACCCCAAAGUGACAAAAGGGGACCCCAAAGUGACAAAAGAGGAUCCCAAAGUGACAUUUUGGGGUGCUGAGGGACCCCAAAUUUUGGGGUUCCAGGUGCAUUUUGGGCGCUGGCUGAUCGAGGGCAGCCCGGCCGUGGUGCUGCUGGACGUGGGGGCCACGGCCUGGAGCCUGGAGCGCUGGAAGGGCGAGCUGUGGGAGAGCUGCGCCAUCGGCGUGCCCUGGUACGACCGCGAGGCCAACGACGCCGUGCUCUUCGGCUUCCUGGUGGCCUGGUUCCUGGGAGAGUUUGCGGCGCAGAGCGAGGAGCGGCCGUUCAUCGUGGGUCACUUCCACGAGUGGCUGGCGGGGCUGGGGCUGGUGCUGAGCCGCGCCCGGCGCUUGCCCGUGGCCACCAUCUUCACCACGCACGCCACCCUGCUGGGCCGCUACCUGUGCGCCGGGAGCGUGGACUUCUACAACAACCUGCACAGCUUUGACGUGGACAAGGAGGCAGGUGAGCGCCAGAUCUACCACCGGUACUGCCUGGAGCGCGCGGCCGCGCACUGCGCCCACGUGCUGACCACCGUGUCCCACGUCACCGCCGCCGAGGCCGAGCACCUGCUCAAGCGUAAACCAGGGGUAAUUGGGGACAUUGGGGGCAGUUUUAGGGAGCUUUGGGGACCCCGUGUGACACCUGGGGACCCCCUGCAGGUGAAUGGCAGCGAGGUGACAGUGGUGGCAUUUUUCAUCAUGCCCGCCAGGACCAACAACUUCAACGUGGAGUCGCUCAAGGGCCAGGCCGUGCGCAAACAGCUCUGCGCGCCCCCAAAUCCCAAAAAUUCCAGGGGGAACCUCCCGGAUAUGAACAAGAUGCUGGACAGGGAGGAUUUCACCAUGAUGAAAAGAGCCAUCUUCGCCACCCAGCGUCAGUCGUUCCCCCCGGUGUGCACACACAACAUGCUGGACGACGCCACCGACCCCAUCCUGACCACGAUCCGCAGGAUCGGCCUCUUCAACAGCAGCAACGACAGGGUCAAGAUCAUUUUCCACCCCGAGUUCCUGUCCUCCACCAGCCCCCUCCUGCCCGUGGACUACGAGGAGUUCGUCCGGGGUUGCCACCUGGGGGUCUUCCCCUCCUACUAUGAGCCCUGGGGGUACACCCCGGCCGAGUGCACGGUGAUGGGGAUCCCCAGCGUCUCCACCAACCUGUCGGGCUUCGGCUGCUUCAUGGAGGAGCACAUCGCCGACCCCUCGGCCUACGGGAUCUACAUCGUGGACCGGCGUUUCCGCGCUCCGGAGGAAUCGUGCGCGCAGCUGACGGCGUUCCUGUACGGAUUCUGCCAGCAGAGCCGGCGGCAGCGCAUCGUGCAGCGCAACCGCACCGAGCGCCUCUCCGACCUGCUCGACUGGAAAUACCUGGGCAGGUAUUACACCUUCGCCCGGCGCAUGGCCCUGGCCAAGGCCUUCCCCGAGAGCUUCACCUACGAACCCCCCGAGGCUGCGGCUGUGAGGGGCUGGCAGGAAUUUGGGGGUCCCUGA